AUGUCUGGACAGUUUUCUUUUGGAUUUUCUGGUGAUGAUAUAGAGGAUGACGGAGAGUCAAACUCUGCAGGCCCACAGGUCAGCGCAUCUGCGCAGCCGCAGGCGUCGGCUAGCGCAUUUCCCGUGCCAGGAAAACCUUUACUCCCUCCCACCAGUCAUGACUUACACCAGAUGCUUUCUCAGCUACCGUCAAAAAUUGCUUAUGGCAUCUUGGAUAUCGAUCUAGACGGUGCUGGGAAUAUUCAGCUCCCGCGCCGAGAGCUAUGGGAUGUCCGAGUCCAGCUUAUGGCCGAAGAUAACGGAGGUGAUACCGAGCCCGGACUGGGCAAUCAUGAUGUGAAGACCGGAGUCUACGAAGGUGGAUUUAAAUCCUGGGAGAGCAGUGUGGAUCUCGUCAAGGUCCUCUCGCUGUCAAAAUCCUUCCUUUCUGACAUGGACACGGUCCCGAGGCUGAUCGAGCUCGGUUGCGGCACGGCUCUCCCCUCAUUGGCGCUCUUCCAAUGGAGCCUUAGUCUUCGAGCUCCCGAGAAGAACUCUGCUUUCUCCAUAGUCUUGGCCGACUAUAAUCCAACUGUCCUACAGCUCGUAACACUGCCGAACUUUGUCUUAAGCUGGGCUCUUCAUCAACGAGCAGAUUCGCCCCUGCUAGAAAAUUCAUUCUCAUCAGAAGGGGAGCUAGAACUGACACCAGAAGUUCUCAAAGCCUUCGAUGAAUUCCUUACGGCCCGCAACAUCUCUCUUUCUUUCUUUUCCGGCGCCUGGUCUACCGAGUUUAUUGAUCUCUUGAACUCCGAUAAAACUUCCAAAAUAGGGGACAAAUCCGGUCAGCGAACAAUUAUACUUGGCGCAGAGACCAUUUAUUCCCCUUUUGCUCUCAGUGCAUUUACGCAGACUAUAUUCUCUUUACUCAAAGAGGAGAAGGCGCAGGGUAAUACCGCCGAAGCACUAGUUGGUGCCAAGAAGCUUUACUUCGGUGUGGGCGGCUCGUUAGACGACUUCGUCACCAAGACCCGAGAGAUGGGUGUCAACGUUGAAGAGCUCCGAGAAGAGACGGAAGGCGUCCGUCGCGGUGUUGUUCGUUGUAGCCUUCCCUAA
Molecule: messenger RNA, 1095 nt
Organism: Daldinia childiae
Lineage: Eukaryota; Fungi; Ascomycota; Sordariomycetes; Xylariales; Hypoxylaceae
Product: Histidine protein methyltransferase 1
Exons: 2
Coding region: 1-1095 (364 amino acids)
Biological process (GO): peptidyl-histidine methylation, to form tele-methylhistidine
Molecular function (GO): protein-L-histidine N-tele-methyltransferase activity
Source: RefSeq, a predicted model, not a curated record